AUGGACGCCACGAAUCGCAGCUCGAAUCAAUCAAUGCAAACGUCAGGCACGUCCACGCAAGCCCGUGACGUCAUCUCGUGGCACGCCUACACUAGCGGGCUAAAAGCUGGUACAGUCGCUGCUAUCGUAGCGGCCACGGGUGUCGCGACGGCCAACAAGUACUGGUCCACUUUUCGCAACCGUUUAGGCGUGAGUGGCAAAACAGCUCUUGUCGUGUCGCCCUUCUUGGCGGUUUUUACCGUCGUUGCCGAGAACCGUCUCGUACAUGGCGCCCGUAACCCAGACAUGUACUUGGCUACACUUCAAGGCACGUCGGACGUCAGGCCGAAGUCAGAGGCGUCGCAACUGAAGUUCUGGCAAAAGAGCGCCAAUGCACUGUACGACCAUCCGUACCGGGCUCUUGUUGCGGUGGGUGCACCUCUAGUAGGCGGGAUCUACGGCUACCAGUACCUGAAUAAGGGCAUCUCGGCCUCGCAGCAGAUCAUGCAUACCCGUAUUUACGGCCAAUCUUUGGUAGUCGUGUUGUUACUGGGGUCUAUGGCGUUUCACGACUUUAUGUCCAAGCGUGGGAAGUUCACGGUGGAAGACGAGGAGGACUAG
This is a messenger RNA of Peronospora matthiolae, 600 nucleotides long. The record is from the annotation of a GenBank genome assembly. NCBI's taxonomy places the organism in Eukaryota, Oomycota, Peronosporomycetes, Peronosporales, Peronosporaceae.